Actinia tenebrosa (Australian red waratah sea anemone) is the source of this 1219-nucleotide messenger RNA. RefSeq lists its product as uncharacterized. The record is from RefSeq and is a predicted model, not a curated record. NCBI's taxonomy places the organism in Eukaryota, Metazoa, Cnidaria, Anthozoa, Actiniaria, Actiniidae. Gene Ontology annotation, molecular function: structural constituent of ribosome. Gene Ontology annotation, cellular component: mitochondrial small ribosomal subunit.
CAUGGCGGACGAAGCGUGAGUUCAUCAUGAGUCUUCUUUCUCGUGCCUUUUGUACCCGUUAUUUCAAACCAACGUCCUUUCAAAGGAUUGCUCCUAUAAGAUAUCAUAGGGCUUAUUCCACGGGUUCCAGCGAUGGGGGAGAUAAGCCAUCCAAGAGUGGAAUUUCAAGCCUUUUGAGCUCGUUGAAGCGAAAGGACAAAAAUGGUGAUUUGAAGGAGAUUUUGCAGCGCGGCAAACAGUUAAAAGAACCACAAAAAGAUACCCUGGAAACCGUAAUAGGAAAUGAAAAUAGAGUUAAGUCAGUGGCAGCAGAAGGAAGCGUAAAGAGCAGUAUGGAGCGUCUCAGUCAGAGCUCAGUUUUAUCUGAAGAUGACGUCAAAGCAGGAACCAGAGACGAAAGAUUGAACGCUAGAGAAACCCCUAUUCCAAGCCCACCAUUUGAAACAACCAAGACAUCAGAUGUUUCAGACACAAUGAAGAAAAUGCUUAAAAAAGAUGCUGCAAACCCAACACUUUCUCCUGAGAUCCAUGGUAAGCUGAAAUCAAUUUUAUCCAAACUCAAGAUUGACUCAGCGCAGACCAAUCUCUCAAAAGAUAUUAUUGGAGCAGCAAAGAGUUGGGGGCGAGUAAGCCCAAGGUACAGGAAGGAUAUUGUCAGUGACUAUAAAAUGCAGAGUAGAAAAGAGGCACUUCAAGUGACUAGGGAAAUAUCACUUACAGAUGGAGCAAGGUUCAAUCUGUUUGACAAUAUCUUUGGUCAUAGCGUUGCUUCCAAAGAGCCUCCAAGUAAGCUCAGCUUAUUAGAGGGCAUAGAAAUGGAAAUGUUGCUGAGAUAUGAAGCUUUAGAUCAAAGAAAUGAUUUUAUAAGUCUAAUAGAGAUUGCAGACAAACAGUGGAAGUUUCCAGUGGAUAAUGAAGUGUGUAAAGUAGAAGAGGAGAGUGUUAGCUUUGAGGAGCAUGUCUUUCUUGGGUAUCUGCUUGACGGUUUCCCCAAGAAGGGUCCAGUGAGGAGGUUUAUGGAGCUUGUUAUUAAUGGUUUAGAACAGAAUCCACACAUGACAGUGGCACAGAAGAAAGGCCAAGUGGAAUGGUUCAAGGAAUACUUUGAUAACAUCCCUGAAGGGGAUCUAUCUUUUUAACAAUGGUUUGAUAUAAAUAGGCUCUGCAAAUUGCCAUUGUUAAAGGUAAUAUCAAACAAUUAAAGAUUCUCGAAAUUGCA